Messenger RNA from Schistocerca gregaria, 4850 nucleotides. Its product is annotated as progestin and adipoQ receptor family member 4. The record is from RefSeq and is a predicted model, not a curated record. Gene Ontology annotation, molecular function: signaling receptor activity. Gene Ontology annotation, cellular component: membrane. The transcript is spliced from 6 exons. NCBI's taxonomy places the organism in Eukaryota, Metazoa, Arthropoda, Insecta, Orthoptera, Acrididae. Bases 74 to 955 code for a protein of 293 amino acids.
GCUGUCCAGCGUGCGGACUGCGCGCCAGCAGCAGCCAGGUCGUGUGCGGGCGGCAUGGCGCGCUCGUGACGUCAUGGGGCGGGGCCGGCGCCUGCUGCGCUUCCGCGACAUGCCGGCGCACCUGCGCUUCAACCCGCACAUCCGCGCCGGCUACCGGCCGCUGCAGGGCGUGCGCGGCUGCCUCGCCAGCCUCUUCUACCUGCACAACGAGACCAUCAACAUCCUCACGCACGGUGCACCAAUCCUGUACAUUAUCGUGUCAUGGCCAGAUCUUAUCCCAUGGAAUGAAGUGGACUCAUACUUUUUAUCUUGGUGUCACCUUUUGGGAGCUGGCUGCCCAUGGAUUGGCAGCUUUAUUUAUCAUCUGUUCAUGAACCUGGAACAUGGGGAGAAAAUAUAUUACCGGCUACUACAACUUGAUAUGCUUGGUAUCUGGAUUAGCCAGAGCAUUGGUGCCCUUCCAGCUAUUUCUGCAUCCACAUAUUGUUUGCCACGACUCUGUCGAUAUGUCAUAGUUUGUUUCUACUGUGUUCUUUCCAUAUGGGGCCUCUACAAGGCACUUACUGCUUGGUCUCCAUGGGAACGAAGGCUCUGUUUUCUGCUCCCCUUUGUGAUGCGCCAGUUUCUGUGCCUGUUACGAAUGUCACCUAUAGGGGGAGGAGAUCCAGCAACAUUGAUACAUGUUAUACUACAGGACUUAGUUUCUGCAAUUGGAGGGAUUAUUGGUGCCCUGCAAAUACCAGAAAAGUGGUUUCCUGGAGCUGUUGAUAUGUGCCUGAAUUCUCACAACAUUAUGCACAUUCUUGUGCUCACAGCAGUGUAUUCAAUGCACAAGUCAAGUAUCAGUGACCUCAUGUGGAUGGCAAAAGGAGGAUGCCAAAGGAACAGCAUGGAUACUGAUAUUCAGACUUCUUCUGACCUGCCUGUCACUGAUGCAGGUGCAGCUGCAGGAUGAAUUAUGAGCAAUUACUGAUACUACUCCAAAGAUGGCAUACAAUGUGGUAACACCAGAUGUAAAAUUUUACAGGGAAGCCUAAUAAACAUAAGUACCUGAUGUUCCACAUAUGGACAAAAGCACCAGGAAAUUUGUAAUAAAUGGUGGUUAAUGAAGUAAUCAUCGUAACAGAAAUAUGCUAAGUGAUGAAAUCGGCAUAGCUGAAAUAUUUUCUGCAGUUUCCCAAAACAGCCUUAAUUAAAAUAUAUAACAAAUAUUUAUUUUUAUACACCUUUGCUAUCAUUGCUACUGAAGUUUUAUUGUUUGGUAAUCUGCUGUAUCUUAAUUUCUGGAUGUCAUUAUGCCUCUUUGUAAUUACAGCAGUGAUCUCUCCCUAAGCUGGAUGUUGAACUGCAGCCAUCUGAGCAGGCUGGUGUAACACUGUUAUACUUAGUUUUGUGGCUAACUACAAGGCAGCCACCAAGUGUUACAAAAUGUAAGAGAAAAUUCUUUCCAAUUUUGCACUCACAUGAACCGAGUAAAGCAGAUGUUUCAGAUUCCUGGAGAAGAACAAAAUUAACUGUUUCAAAACUAGUGCAAAAAUCUACAUCUACAUCUACAUCUACAUCCAUACUCCGCACCACCUGACGGUGUGUGGCGGAGUGAUGGUAGUUCUGCUGUAUCAUUUCAAAAGUAUAUGGUAAUCUAUAGAUUGUCAAGCUAAUUAAAAAAUUCCCUCUAUUUCACUUAUGCUAUACUCAUAUAUCAUCAUAUAAAACAAUCACACGAGAUGCAAUAGAAAUCAAAGCAUUUGGUGCUGUAUGAGCCAAUCUUUUAAAUAUCUGUAAUUCAUAAAAUCAUGGGUCAUAAGCAAUGUAGACACCUCUUGAACAAAGUUGGCAUUCUUUGCUGAGAUACGCCAACACUGAUUAUAAAAAUUGCUAAGAACACAGUAGGUACCCGUUAGGUAUAAAGUGAUAUUAAAAUAUGCAUCGCAGCUACUGCUCAGUCUAAAGUGAAAUAUAUUUUUACUUAACUUGGCACCUGAAGUGAUCCUUUACCCCCAAUCAUUUAUGUUGUUACAUACUACAAGUGUGACAACUUAUUUUGCACAACAGGAUAUUAAAUUUUGACAUUUUGGCAAGAGUACCUGUGAUUUAAUUUAGCAACAAAGCUACAUGUACUCACUUAGAUAAUGAGUUUUGGGAAUAGUGUUGAAAGCACUUGUUAAUUUCUUGCAGAUUAUGCACAGUAAAGAUAAAAUGGUCAUGAAAUAUGUUUGAAGCACUAAAUUUUGUGCUAUCAUUUGCAGCAACAAAACCAACAAGAGAGUAUUAAACUUGUAGCUAAUGUGAAUAAAGGAAUUAUUCUAGUUAUAUAGCCAUCUUCUAAUGAAGUAUUGUGAUCUUGUACUGAUCUAAUAAGUACCUGUUAGAGUUCUAGACAUAAGGCUUGUAACCAGAAAUAAGUAAAUAAUCCUUAAUGACCUACAGCCUGAUUAAAAAAUUUCCGCCCAACUACAGCAUAGUGGGCAUUGCAGAUGACAUGAAUUUUCAAGCGCAUGUAAGUUAUAUGCUGCGGGACUAAUAAUCUUCAUCCAGAUAGCUUAGGGAUCACUGAAUUGCAGACACUGUUAAUUCAGAAACUGCUUAGCUCUCACAAAAAAUAUGUACUGAGAUUUUAGAAUCUCUCUAAGAUUACACUAAUUUUGUGUAAACUAACUUAGUUUUAAUAAUUCUCCCGUACUUUAUUAGUGAUAUAUAACUGUCUUCUCCACUUAAGUCUCACUUUUUCACCAGCCUUCUUUCAGUGCCCACCGCUUCUCUCCAAAAAUGAAAACAAGAAACAUCUUUUAACAUUUACAAAAGAUGUGCCAUAUUUUCUUAAAACUUAGCUCACAUAUGUAGAAAGAUAACUUCUGUGAAGUAAACUGUAACAAAUACUAUAUGGUCUAAAGUGUAUUGUGUGCAUGGGCGUCCACAGAAAUUUGUGCAAGAGGGGGCAAGAUGGCCAUUGUUUUAUAUCAGAAAACUUGAGAAACUCCUGCUGACUAUUAGCAAAAAUAACCAAAAACUGCCUUGUUUAUUCAAUUUAGGAACCUUUGUUUGCUUACAAAACUUCACAUCUGGCCAUGUUAAUGGAUUAACUGCAUUACUAUCAUACCUUUCAUUUUUUGAAGUUGACUGAUGUAAUAAACGUCUAAUGAAACAUGUUUUAAAAGCUGUGGGUUUGAAUGAGGUGUAACCCAGUUCCAGCAUUCGAUGAAGUGAAUGUAGGAAACCUCCCAAAACAGUCACAAAUUUCCCAGUACAGUCUACUUUAAGCAGCUUAGGACUGAACCAAGAUAAACUUUGUCCCCUAGCUUGAUGCAGUGUUGUGCUACUUCACAACUGGACUUCUGAAUUUGUAGCACUAUGACUACCUGUUGUGCUGUGUUCCAACACUACGGAGGUUGAGAAGGUCCCACUUCUUAAAGUGAAGAUCUUGUUGAUCUUGACUUUCCUCAAUGUUUCCCCUCUUAUGCUGCAGAAAAUUGUAUUUUCUCCUUCCAAAUGGUGCAUUUCAGUCCACAGACGAGUUAAAGAUAAACACAGCAACAGACAACAAGGCCGUAACGUUGAGUGUCUACUACAGUCUCUCUGUGAGUGUGUGACUGAAUGUGGUAUCAGCAUCUAAUGACAGGUCUUUCUUGACCACAGUCAAAUGAUAAACUACUGUUGUCUUUAAGAUGGGCAGUAGGAGAAGGGGUCAGCUUUGUGGUAAUUGGGUAUGAAUGUUGUGCAUGUACAUUGCAGCUGUGUUAAUUUUAUGCUAGGUAUAGGCACCGAAAUUAGUGUACCAGCAUAUUGGAAUGAUAUAUUUCUGGAGACCAAUAAUGGCUAUAUGUUGGAAGGGACAGGACAUCUUGGGGACUUCUUAGGCAAUGUUCUGUAAAACUUCACAUUCACUUGAAUGUAGGACAAUGCUGAAACCACCAAUGUGCCAAAGAAUCAGCAUGGUUUCCCAUGAACAGCCUGUGUGAGAAUUCUGUACUCCCGAUCCCAGGAGGGGAUGAGUGAUCCCUUUUGCCUACCAUUCUGGACGCCUACUAUAGUGUGACAGCUAUUGUUGAAAAAUUUCUUAAGUAGAUUUUAAAAUGGGGUCAAACACUGUUACAUAAUAUAGUGUAACCUACAAAUGCAACCACUGCUACUGAAUAUAACUUUGAAUAAGUUUCAUAUUAUCUUGUUUCUAAAUGAAUGCACCUGACAGAUGUGCACAGUCUUCCACUUUACUUGCAGUUGCCUUCACCUGAACAUGGGAAAAUCAAACACAUUUCAUUUCAAAAUGUGAUUUACAGUGAAGUGUCAAAUAGAGUAAAAUGAGAAUUCAAGCUUUUGUAAGAUAUCUUUAGUUAGCUUAGCAAAAAACUAAAGUGUUCUUGAUUUUCACUUAAUUUUUUUCCAGUGACUUGUGGAUCAUGGGUGUGUCUUUCUGUUACAUCAAACUUACUGUUGUACUAUCAGGAUAAAACACAGCAUGUAGGCCUAUAUGACAGUAAAUAUGAUUUUUCCUUCGUAAGAGACUUUUUAAAAUGAAUUUUAUCUGGCACCUAUGAGUAUUUAUUAUAUUUAAAUAAGCAAAUGAUAUAUGUCUAUAUAAAAAAUUAAGUAAUAUACCAAAUGUGAACACCUGUAUUUUAAGAAAGUGUAUAAGAAAGAAACAAUGUUAUCAAUUUUGAGAGAUAUACCCAGGAAUUACUUGCCUGGUGAAUUGCUGCAUUUUUAUUAUUACAACAGUUUAUGCUGAACAGUUCACAAUACAUUUUAAUAAAAUUCCUCACUGUAAUUAUUUUGUCUUUUUACAAAUAUGGAAGAGUAUUGUAAUAAGUGAUUUUAUACACGACAAGAGAAAAACCAAUAAAAAGUCAAACAGA